Molecule: messenger RNA, 2594 nt
Organism: Kickxella alabastrina
Lineage: Eukaryota; Fungi; Kickxellomycota; Kickxellomycetes; Kickxellales; Kickxellaceae
Product: ATP-NAD kinase-like domain-containing protein
Exons: 2
Coding region: 238-2514 (758 amino acids)
Biological process (GO): sphingosine biosynthetic process
Cellular component (GO): membrane; cytoplasm; intracellular membrane-bounded organelle
Molecular function (GO): kinase activity
Source: RefSeq, a predicted model, not a curated record
GUCAUAUCUAUGCACAUGCUCGUUUGUGCUAAAAAAGAAGGUGUUUUCUAUUGCGUUGUCCGUGACCUGUUUAUCUUUUUUCUUUACCGCCUUUCAGCAUGUGGGCUACUUUAUGGUGCUGUGAUUGGUGAGCCAAUCGGGCAGUUUCAUAAAGUUUCCCAGCUGCAGCCUGGUGUGCAUGAGCGUUAGAAUAUAAAAUGAAGAACACAUGAUUGCUGAUAUUUAAAUCACGAUACUAUGUGUCAUCUUAUAGGCCGCUCGUCAAACAUGCUUACCAUUUCCAUGGACGUUAUGUUCGGCGCCACGUUGUCGCCGCCCGGAAAGUUCAAGUUCAAGUCGUUUGAGGCUGCGUCAGCCACCAAUCUGGGCAUCGAGUCAUCGACGCACUUUACCGUAUACACAAUUAUGGCCCAUGAGGGCGGCAAGCGCCCGUUGUGCGACACAUGGUCGUUCAAGGUGGAAAGUGAAGAAGAGAGUGCCAUGUGGGUUGAGUUACUGCACUGCGCAAUUCGCCCCAAACUUGCCGAAGAGGACGUCAACGUCUUGGUGUUUUUGAACCCUGUCUCGGGCAAGCGAAAGGCCACCAAGGUCUUUGAGACCAUUGUGAAACCGAUAUUCGAUAUUGGAUGCACUCCCUACACGUUAAAGAUCACCGAAUCCUCAGGAUUUGCGACAGAGUUUGCUGAGAAGGAGGAUCUGUCGUCGUUUUCGUCUGUGGUCGUUGUUAGCGGCGACGGUCUCCUGCAUGAGGUUUUAAACGGCUUGCUGCGGCGCACGGACUGGCCCAAGUACAAAUCACUGCCCCUGGGCGUCAUCCCAGCGGGAACUGGAAACGGGCUGGCAAAGUCGCUGGACGUCAUCUGGCCCGAACAGGCGGCAGUGGCAGUGGUCAAAGCCGACGUCCGGGCAUUGGACAUUAUGAGCGCAACGUUGGCAUCGGGUCUCACCAAGUAUUGUUUCUUGUCGAUGACGUGGGGUUUGCUUGCCGACAUAGAUAUCGAGUCUGAGACUAUGCGCUGGGCCGGAUCUGCGCGCCUUGACCUCUACGGCACCGUUCGCCUGAUGAACCUGCGGUACUAUGGUGGUCGCCUCCACUACCUUCCAGCAGUCGACAGUGAGGGUAGCGAGGACAACGAGUUUGGCGCCGCUCAGAGACAAGAUGCAGGAGGAUUCGUUCAACCAAGCAGCAACAACUCUUCGAUUUUAAAUAUGCUCGAUCGCACAAACCAGGGCCUAGACGAUGCCUGGGGACUGCCGCCGCCGAGCUUCUCCUCGCCUCUAGUGCGCCAUUCGCCAAAGCUCAUGCAAAAUAAUCUGACGCCAAACAUCCAGCCGGCCGUAACACUGCAUCCAACACUGACCGCCGGCAUCCAGCUUCCGAUCACAGAGGGAUCGCUGCCGCCGCGCUGGAAGACCAUUGAGGGCCCAUUUGUACAGGUCAUUGCGACCAACGUUCCUUGGCUGUCGACAGACUUUUUGGCAUGCCAGAAUGCGCGCAUUUCGGAUAGUACGAUUGAUCUAGUAUAUUCGCGCAACGUGUCAAAGUGGCAGAUCAUGCCUUACAUGGCCAGCUCAACCAAGGACAAUUACAUGAACAAGGACGGCGUUGAGAACAUAAAGGCGCGUGCAUUUAUCCUCGAGCCCACCGGCCUGCGCACAACCAGCCGAAGCGAAAGUAGCCACCGCGAAAUCCAGAAUCUCGACCAGCCGGCAGCCAAAGACACCAACUCAUUCAAUACCAGCAAUGAUAAGGGUACCAGCACUACGCGCCCGCUUUCAGUUCCUGGGUUUAAUUCCCUGCGCAUUAAAACAAUUGGUAAGGUGAUCGGGCGGAGCACCAGAAGCAGCUCUUUGCAGGCACCAGUACCAGCACGGGUUCGCAGUGAGGUAUAUUCUUCGUACCAUCAGCAGACAGCCGGACACACGGGCGGCUUACUUGCCCAAGGUCUGACGCCGCCGCCAAUGGCGCCCGACAGUUUGUCCGAUACUCAGUUCAGACGCGACACUCAGUUCAGACGCGAUACGGAGUCACCAGUGGAGACCUCUGUCUCUCCAAAAAUGGUUGGUGACAACAAAGCCGUGCCGCGGCCACCCGCUCAGGCAGCAUUUUCGCUUCGCUCUGAGACUGAGCUUGCGUCAAUGGCUAUAAUGGAUGUCGCCACACCUUCCGCAACAGCCGGUGGAAACAAGCUAAAUGUAACGCAUUCGACAGUGCCAGGGACCUCCCAGGUAACAAACGCUAACGGUGGAGCUGCCGAGGCCCCUGCAGAGUAUCCUGCUGGUGGUUGCAAGUUGGUCGGAAACCAUGGGAUUGUUGACUUGGAUGGCGAGGCAGUUGAGCUUGGGCCCAUCAAGAUUGAGUGUCUGGCCAACCUGGUCAGCAUCAUCUCCCCGCCCUGGCUUGACGAGAGCCAGGCUGCCAAAGUCGGCACCUUACCAAAAACCAAAGUGUUUGAGCCAAUCAAGGGCUCAUUGUCCCGUGAGGGAUCUGUUCUCAGUUUCACUAACAUCUAAUAUGCGACAACUCUACAUUUUCUAUUUAUUAUAUAUUAUCUAGUGAACAUAAUAACAAUUCAUUCAUUUUUAAUUUUUUC